AAAUAGACAAAGUGGGGGAAAAAAUAGCAUUUGAGAGCAAAUCAAAAGAAAAUUCUUCCUGAGGUCGAGUUGUGAAACUACAAAACAAAAAUUUUCAAGAGGAAAUUGCAGACACUGAUACUAAUCUGGUGUGAUAUUAUCAACAUUUUUGGAUUGAUCCGGCCACCAUUAACAUACAAUAGUUUUUUUUGCCUAGUAAGAAGUGGAAUUUCCUUGGAAAUCACAAUGUUUAUUAACUGUACAGUAGGUCAUAAUUCAGAUGUAACUUCGUAAAACAUAAAUCUCAGUUCCCGUGACGUCACCAACAACAGUUUGUGAGGUUCUAAUUUGUGUUGGUAAAUGCCUCCCUUUCUAAUAUGGCGGCGGCGUUGACGUAGUCACACAUCCCGGUUGAGUGAAAUACGCAUGCCUGAACUGAACAAACGUUUUUGUGUGUGUGUGUGUGUGUGUGUGAAAGAGGCUAAUUUAAAUUCUACAAGUGUUUAAUGAUUAAGCUUUUAUUGGGUUUUUACCUGUUUUAUGAGCUGAACGAUUUAUCUGCAAGAACGGGAUUAACCAGUCUGUCUGGAAACUGCAAGGUAUCGGAUUAACGGUGUUUUGCAGAUUUAUAGUCACACUCGGUUGUGAUUUCAGCCGGCAUGUUCAGCGUGCUUCCCAGAGCAGCUGGCUCUGCCCUGAGGCAGUUUCAGCUGCCGUUUGCCCGCUCAGAGCCCUGCAUGUCGCUGCAGCUCCGCUUUGCAGCUUCUGCGACCCUCCGCUUGCUUGAAGACUGCCUCGAGGUCAGCUACGAGGGGACGCCGAUGCGUUUCAACUACGUGUGGCUGCGGGACCACUGCCGCUCAGCGUCCUCUUACAACUCCGCAACCCACCAGAGGAGCCUGGAYACCGGGAGCUUGGAGCUCACCCUGCGCCCUGAGAGCUCCGCGGUGGAAGACGGUCAGCUCGUCCUCACAUGGCCUGGUGGCCACGUGUCAGAGUUCAGCCUCGGUUGGUUGGCCGAGAACAGCUAUGAAGGAAGGAAGACGGUCAUGGAGCAGCCGCGCAUCCUGUGGAACGCUAACGUCUACCAAAACGCUCGCAUAUCAGCAGCCAAAUGGGACAAGUUCAUGAGCUGCGACAGCGAGCUGAAGAAGUUCCUUCAGAACUACCUCCUGUAUGGAAUUGCCUUUGUGGACGACGUUCCGGCGACUGUGGAAGCCACUGAGGAAGUCACCAGGAGAGUCAGUCUGAUCAGAGAGACUACUUACGGGAGAAUGUGGAGUUUUACAUCCGAUUUUUCCAGAGGCGACACUGCCUACAGUCAGCUGGCCCUCGACCGUCACACUGACACGUCUUACUUUCAGGAGCCAUGUGGAAUCCAGGUGUUUCAUUGCCUCCGACAUGAGGGUAGUGGAGGGGAGACGUUGCUGGUGGAUGGCUUCUACGCUGCGGAGAAGCUCCGCCAGCACUCCCCCGAGAACUUCGAGCUGCUGUGCCGCGUCCCCAUCAGGCACGAGUACAUUGAAAACACAGAAAAUCACCAAAACCACAUGACGGGCAUUGGCCCCGUGCUCAACGUCUACCCUUGGAACAGUGAACUCUACAUGAUCCGAUAUAACAACUACGACCGGUCGGUGAUGAACACGAUGCCCCACGACAUCAUCCGACGAUGGUACGUAGCACAUCGACAGCUCACCACAGAGCUACGGCGGCCAGAGAACGAGCUGUGGGUGAAACUCACUCCAGGCAAAGUGAUUUUUAUUGACAACUGGAGGGUGUUGCAUGGGAGGGAAUCUUUCACCGGCUUGAGGCAGCUUUGUGGAUGUUAUCUGACCCGAGACGACGUCCUCAGUGCUGCACGCUGCUUUGGACUGCAAGCCUAAACAUACAGAUUCUGUCAUUUCAGUGCCUUAAUCGUCUGACGUUGGACUCGGAGUCCCUUCAGUCCAGGAAGAUGUUCUGCUUUGCUCAGAACAUCUUCCUAUAUUCCGAUAAACAAGCAAUAUUACAUAUAUUUUGUAAUAUUGCUUGUUUUUAAAGAUUUUUUGUUUAGAAUUGAGCAGUGCCGUGUGAGAAGCUCAAGGUUUGGGAUAUUGUCUUAGAACCUAAUCCUUAAGAUUCUCCGUACCUGACCUGUGCUGUUCUAACUAACCUCUGGGGCCUUCACAAAACUUACAGAUUCACACUGAGAUUAGAUCAAAAAACACACAGAUGGACUUUAGGUGACCUCUGAAGGCAACUGACUGUGCUGAAUUCUGUGUAUCAGAGUAAAUAUGAACAUUCUUCAUAUUUGUCCUAUUUCUGAAAGAACUUUAUUAAAUAAAUAAAAAAAAGAACAAAUAAAAUGUGUUGGAGUAACAUCAUAAAAUGUGGAGAAGUUGAAAGGACAUAAAUAUUUUGUUCUUGACUGAGCAGUAGUGAUUGACCACUACAGUAAACACAGUGAAUUUUUCGGAUUGCUUGCUCAUGACGUUCUGCUUUCAGUCUUGGAUGGCUGAUAAAAUCCUCAGCUGCCUCUUCUUACGCAACGGUUUAAUAGCUUACAGUUUUACAAAUGUUGCAACCGACCAUUCAUUUACAGCGAAAGUGAAUGAAUGGCUCAACAAGGGCUGCUUUUCAGCUAAUGUGAGGCUUUUAUUAAAACUAAAGGUGUGUCGAAAAAUAGCUACUUCUUAAAAGCAUCCAGCAGUUACUUUAUAGGUCUCUGUUAAGGGAAACACAUUGCUCAUUUAUUUGCUGCCUUUACUCUUGCCAAAUCGGUAACAAUUUAAUGUUCACUUGUUUUGACAUUGGCACAGGGCAGGAGGCCUGUUAUUUAUUAAAUGUGCUGCUAAGCCAAAGAAGAAGUUAUUAAAAUAUAGCUCAUUUCCUGGUGUAAAAUAAAUGUAUGCAGAUUCGCACAUGGAUUCUAAUUAAACCAGACACUUUUCUGUCAGUAGAAAAAUCCAGAGAUUUUUCUAAAUGUUUACAAACUUAAUGAAAGAAAAUCUGGUGCAGUGCACUUACAGUGCCUUGCAAAAGUAUUCAUACCCUUUACGCCUGUUCCAAUUUGGAUUUGUGGCAACCAAAAGCUUCAGUGUAGUUUAUUGGGAUUCUCUCGGAUAGACCAAAAACAAGGCUGUGCAUAUUUGUGAGACUGAGGGGGGAAAAAAAAUUUGGAUGAUUUUCAAUAUUUAUUUUACAAAUUAAAAUCAUAAAACUGCAGCAUGCAUUUGUAUUUAGCCUUCUUUACUCUGGUUACCUGCAGAAAUCACCAAAUCAGUCGUUUUACUAGUACUUUUUUGGUUCUCAAUAUGACUCCCUGAUGAUAAAUAUAAGUAGAUUUCUAAAAGGAGUUGCAGGACUGUCGAGAUGUCUUGCAACUUGAAGUCUUCAUGAAGGAGAAUAAUAGAGUCUGACAUUAAUCAGGGUCUGAGACAUUUAUGUCUACGUCACUAUGAGUUAGAUGGAAAAGUAGUAAAUGUAAUAAAAAGCUAAUAGAAAAUGAAGGUGAUGAGUUUCGUCAUAUGAAGUGAAGUCUGAUCGUGAUUCAUGUUAAACAAUAGUUCCAAAUGGUCCGUCAUCUAACCGGUGACGUCCUUCCAGUUGCUCUCAUUCUACCCUUUCUCUUCAGCAAAGGAGGUUGCUAGAUGUAGUUGCUAUAGAAACCUUACCCAAGGAAUCUGUGUCUCCCUCUAGUGUAAAAAGAAAGUGUUUACCUUCCACUUUUUAGGUUAAAAUCGUAAUAAUAAAAUGACAUAAGAUUUUAAUAUGUAUAUAGUCUAAACCUGUGCACACACUCUAAAGAAACAAAAGUGAACGUGCCAGGAMAACAAUGUUGCCUGUAAAGAAUCUGGCUGCCAGAGGAAGUCACAAAAACACAAAAGGCUGACUUACCUUAGUCCUUGUAAUAUAUACACACAURCAAGGCUAAUCAGAACUGACCAUCCUGACCAYGACUAGUCUGUUCAUUUUACACAAUUAUUAUUCAACUAUAAUAAGUUUUAAAAACAACAAACUGAUCACAUUUAAAUUAAUUCACUCCGGAUUUUUAUCCAAUUGUUUUAUUAUUAUUAUUAUUACCUUUGCCGCGAUCAGCAAGUUUCUGGCAUAAUUCCGGUUGGAAAUUUCACUCUAACUCUUAACUAAAUGAAACUAUUAUUUGUUUGAAUUGGUUGGUCUCUACAUAGUUAGCAAGCCUUUAAGCAAAAUCUAGGCAUUUGCAGUUUCUACAGUUUAAGUGUUGCUUUGAGCUGAGGGGGAGAGCUUGAAGACGACUGUAUUUCUUUUUCGUUUCAUCCACUUUUGAAAUGAACCGGUACAAUUGGCAGACCCUCAGAAUGACACAGCCACCACCAUGCUUGAUUGCCGUUACAGUGUUCUAAGGUUUGAA
Molecule: messenger RNA, 4351 nt
Organism: Poecilia reticulata (guppy)
Lineage: Eukaryota; Metazoa; Chordata; Actinopteri; Cyprinodontiformes; Poeciliidae
Gene: tmlhe
Product: trimethyllysine hydroxylase, epsilon
Biological process (GO): carnitine biosynthetic process
Cellular component (GO): mitochondrion
Molecular function (GO): trimethyllysine dioxygenase activity; iron ion binding
Source: RefSeq, a predicted model, not a curated record